Molecule: messenger RNA, 520 nt
Organism: Plutella xylostella (diamondback moth)
Lineage: Eukaryota; Metazoa; Arthropoda; Insecta; Lepidoptera; Plutellidae
Gene: RpS13
Product: ribosomal protein S13
Biological process (GO): translation
Cellular component (GO): cytosolic small ribosomal subunit; ribosome; nucleolus
Molecular function (GO): small ribosomal subunit rRNA binding; structural constituent of ribosome
Source: RefSeq, marked provisional
GUCAGAUCGGCGAAUUUGCUGAAAAUUCGUAACCAUGGGUCGUAUGCACGCUCCGGGCAAGGGUAUAUCCCAGUCGGCUCUGCCGUACCGCCGCAGUGUCCCUACCUGGCUGAAAUUGACAGCGGAUGAUGUCAAGGAACAGAUUUUCAAACUUGGAAAGAAGGGUCUCACCCCCUCACAAAUCGGUGUUAUGCUCCGUGACUCCCACGGGGUUGCCCAGGUCAGAUUUGUCACCGGCAAAAAGAUCCUGCGUAUCAUGAAAGCCAUGGGUCUGGCCCCUGACCUACCUGAGGACCUCUACUACCUCAUCAAGAAGGCCGUAGCCAUGAGGAAGCACUUGGAACGCAACCGUAAGGACAAGGACAGCAAAUUCAGGCUUAUUCUCGUCGAGUCCAGGAUCCACAGGCUAGCCCGCUACUACAAGACAAAGAGCGUCCUCCCUCCCAACUGGAAGUACGAAUCCAGCACAGCAUCAGCCCUAGUGGCUUAAGUUUACAAUAAACUAAAUGUAAAACUCCAA